Messenger RNA from Closterium sp. Naga37s-1, 4481 nucleotides. NCBI's taxonomy places the organism in Eukaryota, Viridiplantae, Streptophyta, Zygnematophyceae, Desmidiales, Closteriaceae. The record is from the annotation of a GenBank genome assembly.
GUACGUGCCAGUGGCGCGGUCGUUCUUCAGCCCGGACCUGGGUCCGCGCGCGCCCAUUGGCAACGGUGUGGAGGCGUGGAAGGGCUUUUAUCAGAGCGUGCGCCCCCACGCAGAUGGGGCUUACUCUCAACAUCGACAUGGCAGCGACGGCGUUCCUGGAGCCACUGAUGCUGCCUGACUUCGUGAUGCGCCUGCUCAACCGCCACUCGCUGCAGCAGCCGCUCUCCGACUUCGAGCGUGUCGCGCUGCGCAAGGGGCUGAGGGGCGUGCGCAUAGAGGUGACGCAUCGGGGGCAGAUGAGGCGAAAGUACAAGCUCACGGGGCUCACCACACAGCCACUGCACGCCCUCACGUUCCCCCUGACGACCCCCGAGGGGGAGACGCAGGUGGUGACGGUGGAGGCGUACUUCCGCCAGCACUACAACCUCGCCCUGCAGCUGCGCAACAUGCCCUGCGCCACCACCGGCCAGGGCGACCGCCUCAACUACCUCCCGCUCGAGGUGUGUCGCAUAGUGGAGGGCCAGAGGUACAAUAAGAAACUCAACGAGGUGCAGACGAGCCAGAUCCUUGUGCACGCCGCCCGCAAGCCGUUUGAGAGGGAGAGAGAGAUCAACCAGACGGUGCGGCACAACGCGUAUGAGCGCGACCCCUUUGCGGCAGAGUUUGGCAUCCGUGUGGCGCCCCAGAUGGCCACCGUCAACGCUCGUGUGCUGCCCACGCCCACGCUCAAGUACUCAGACUCGGGUGGAGAGCGCACCGUGGUGCCGCAAGUGGGCGCCUGGAACAUGAUGAACAAGCGAGUGUUAACGGGGGCGGUGGUGAGGCGCUGGGCUCUGGUGAACCUGAGUCGUCUGCCGCGCCCGGCAGCGGAGCAGUUUGGCCGAGACCUCGCGCAUAUGUGCAACGUCACCGGCCUCCAAAUGGAGCAGCGCAUGUGUGUGCCGAUGGCGGCGGGCCAUCCGGGGCAGAUGGAGGCGAUUCUGCGCAACCUGGCACGGCAGCUGACCCCUGCGCAGCGCCCCAUGCCCGAUGUGGACAUCGUGGUGUGCAUCCUCAACGAGGGCAACGGGCCCCUCUAUGGCAAUCUGAAGCGGCUGUGUGAGACGGAGCUUGGCAUUGUCACGCAGUGCUGCCUUGCAACGAAGCUGGGAAAGGGAAAGCAGUAUCUGGCUAAUGUGGCGUUGAAGAUCAACGCCAAGGUGGGGGGGCGCAACACGGCGCUGGUGGACUCGAUACAGCGGCAGAUCCCGCUCAUCUGCCAGGAGUACACCAUUCUCUUUGGUGCUGAUGUCACACACCCCGCGCCAGGCGAGGACAACAGCCCAUCCAUUGCUGCUUUCACCGCUGCCACUUGCCAUCGCCGUUGCUACCUACCUCUCACCGCCUCCUUGUGCGCUGUGUGCCUGCUGUGCCGGCCGUGUGUGUGGGGGCACGGCACGCCCCACCAGGUGGUGGCGUCCAUGGACUGGCCCGAGAUGGCGCGCUACCGGGCGCUCGUCAGUGCGCAGGCGCACCGUGUGGAGAUCAUCCAGAACCUCUACACGUGCACGCAGGACGCCAAUGGCAUGCCGCAGCAUGGCGGCAUGGUCAGGUACCUUUCUCCUCGCCACCCUGCCCUGACCCACCUCUGUCCACCUCUGUCCACCUCUGCCUGCUUUUCUCUGCCCCGCUCUUUUUUUGCGCUGACCUGCCUUGUCGUGCGCCUUCCCCCAACCAUCACGGCACUGCCUGCCUGUCCUGUGUGUGCGGCCCCUCUCCCCACGGGUGUGUGUGCGGCACAGGGAGCUGCUGAUCAGUUUCUACCGCUCCACUGGCCACAAGCCCCAGCGCGUCGUCAUGUACAGGUCUUGUCUUGCCCGCACUGCUUCCCUGCCCGUGCUUUGUGCACGUGCGUUCCGUCACCAUCAUUGUCCCGCCUCUCUGCCGCUGCGUCACCAGCUCCAUGCCCACACUGCCCUCCUUUUCCGCCCGCCCUCCUUGCUCGCUUCCCUUGCGGCCCGUGUGUGGUCGUGCAGGGAUGGACUGUGAGCGACGGGCAGUUUGCCGCAGUCAAAGAAUACGAGGGUGGCGGCUAUCAAGCAGGUCAGCCAGGGGCGUGUGCAUCGCUGGAGGAGAGCUACAAUCCGCUGGUGACAUUUGCAGUGGUGCAGAAGCGCCACCACACGCGCUUCUUCCCGUUUGACUCGCGCAACCGCAGCACCACGGACCGCAGCGGCAACGCCCUGCCUGGCACCGUGAUCGACACAGGCAUCUGCCACCCCACCGAGUUUGACUUCUACCUGCUCAGCCACUCCGGCAUCCAGGGCACGAGCCGCCCCACGCACUACCACGUGGUGCAUGACGAGAACGGCUUUGACUCCAACACGCUGCAGCGCAUGACCUACUCCAUGGCCUACACAUACGCUCGCUGCACUCGUGCCGUGUCCGUGGCCAUCACCCAUGCAUCUCCACCCAUGCAUCUCCACCCAUGCAUCUCCACCCAUGCGUCUCCACCCAUGCGUCUCCACCCAUGCGUCUCCACCCAUGCGUCUCCACCCAUGCGUCUCCACCCAUGCAUCUCCACCCAUGCAUCUCCACCCAUGCAUCUCCACCCAUGCAUCUCCACCCAUGCAUCUCCACCCAUGCAUCUCCACCCAUGCAUCUCCACCCAUGCAUCUCCACCCAUGCAUCUCCACCCAUGCAUCUCCACCCAUGCAUCUCCACCCAUGCAUCUCCACCCAUGCAUCUCCACCCAUGCGUCUCCACCCAUGCGUCUCCACCCAUGCGUCUCCACCCAUGCGUCUCCACCCAUGCGUCUCCACCCAUGCAUCUCCACCCAUGCAUCUCCACCCAUGCGUCUCCACCCAUGCGUCUCCACCCAUGCGUCUCCACCCAUGCGUCUCCACCCAUGCAUCUCCACCCAUGCAUCUCCACCCAUGCAUCUCCACCCAUGCGUCUCCACCCAUGCGUCUCCACCCAUGCGUCUCCCACCCAUGCGUCUCCACCCAUGCAUCUCCACCCAUGCAUCUCCACCCAUGCAUCUCCACCCAUGCAUCUCCACCCAUGCAUCUCCACCCAUGCAUCUCCACCCAUGCAUCUUCACCCAUGCAUCUCCACCCAUGCAUCUCCACCCAUGCAUCUCCACCCAUGCAUCUCCACCCAUGCAUCUCCACCCAUGCAUCUCCACCCAUGCAUCUCCACCCAUGCAUCUCCACCCAUGCGUCUCCACCCAUGCGUCUCCACCCAUGCGUCUCCACCCAUGCAUCUCCACCCAUGCGUCUCCACCCAUGCAUCUCCACCCAUGCAUCUCCACCCAUGCAUCUCCACCCAUGCAUCUCCACCCAUGCAUCUCCACCCAUGCAUCUCCGCCCAUGCAUCUCCGCCCAUGCAUCUCCACCCAUGCAUCUCCACCCAUGCAUCUCCACCCAUGCAUCUCCACCCAUGCAUCUCCACCCAUGCAUCUCCACCCAUGCAUCUCCACCCAUGCAUCUCACCCAUGCAUCUCCACCCAUGCGUCUCCACCCAUGCGUCUCCACCCAUGCGUCUCCACCCAUGCGUCUCCACCCAUGCGUCUCCACCCAUGCGUCUCCACCCUCUCAUGCGUCUCCACCCAUGCGUCUCCACCCAUGCGUCUCCACCCAUGCGUCUCCACCCAUGCGUCUCCACCCAUGCGUCUCCACCCAUGCGUCUCCACCCAUGCGUCUCCACCCAUGCGUCUCCACCCAUGCGUCUCCACCCAUGCGUCUCCACCCAUGCGUCUCCACCCAUGCGUCUCCACCCAUGCAUCUCCACCCAUGCAUCUCCACCCAUGCAUCUCCACCCAUGCGUCUCCACCCAUGCGUCUCCACCCAUGCGUCUCCACCCAUGCGUCUCCACCCAUGCGUCUCCACCCAUGCGUCUCCACCCAUGCGUCUCCACCCAUGCGUCUCCACCCAUGCAUCUCCACCCAUGCAUCUCCACCCAUUCAUCUCCACCCAUGCGUCUCCACCCAUGCGUCUCCACCCACGCAUCUCCACCCAUGCAUCUCCACCCAUGCAUCUCCACCCAUGCAUCUCCACCCAUGCAUCUCCAACCAUGCAUCUCCACCCAUGCAUCUUCACCCAUCCAUCUCCACCCAUGCAUCUCCACCCAUGCAUCUCCACCCAUGCAUCUCCACCCAUGCAUCUCCACCCAUGCAUCUAUUGGCACAUCAUAGAACUCGUCGUUUCUCUGCCGUCUAUCCCACCGUGUCCCCAUUGGCAGUGCCGCCGGCGUACUACGCGCACAUAGUGGCGUUCCGAGCGCGCUUCUACAUGGACCCCGACCAGUUCUCUGACUCGGGCUCGCAGUCCACCGCCUUUGAGCACGCACCUGCUGCCCCCGCGCCCUCCACCGCCACGGGCACGUCUGCCACCACGGGGGAGAGCUCCGGCAGCCGCAGCAGCCGCAGCGCUGGCGAAGUGGUGGUGCGCCCGCUGCCACCCCUGCAGGGCCGCGUCAGGGAGCACAUGUUCUUCUGCUGA